CGGGGCACAUCGGCUCGUCAGCGCGCAGGCGAAUCACACGACUACCUACACGUUGUUUUUUUGGACGUAUUUGUGGAUAUUAAUACCAUAUUCUUCCCCAUAUCGAGGACGUAUAAAUACACACACAAGUGACCCACAACGUGACCCCUCCUCCCCCCUCCCGUGCGCUGUCGCUUUAACGGUGAACACCUCCCCCGCCCCCCUCCCUUCGCCCCCAAUAUCUGAACCCCCCCCACCCUCUACACACAAACCCACAGAGGCACCAUGGACGGAUUCUAUGACCAGCAGGUCCCUUUCAUGGCCCCGCCCACACAGCACAGGUCCCACCUGGAGGACCCGCCUCACCUCAGGCCCCCGGGCGACCGCAAGAGGAAGUUCGUGGACACGGAACUGGCGCAGGACACGGAAGAACUCUUCCAGGACCUCAGCCAGCUGCAGGAGCUCUGGAUCGCAGAAGCCCAGGUGCCCGAUGACGAGCAGUUCGUCCCGGACUUCCAGUCCGACAGCUUGAUGUUUCACGGCCCGCCGCCAGCUAAGAUCAAGCGGGAGCUGGCUCCCUCCAAAGAGUUCUCGCCCUGUCGCCAGGACCGGAGCCCCACCCCCUACGGAGAGAAGUGCCUCUACAGCUACAGUGCCUGUGACAGGAAGCCCAGUCCCGGGUUCAAGCCGUUGACUCCGCCCUCGACGCCGGUCUCUCCUCGCGGCGCAACCGCGACGCAUCAGACUCCGCCCCCUCCUCUCCCCAACGUCCAGCAGCAGCCCGCAGCGGCGAGCGCGGGCGUCCCCAACCAGCGGGCGCCGCCGGGCCACGGCCCGCCCUUCAUCGGCCAGGAUGCCAACGCCUUCGCGCCCGAGCACAGGUUCCAGCGGCAGUUGUCGGAGCCGUGUCUAUCGUUCCCCCCAUCAGAGAGGCAAGGGCGCCCCCAGUUCCUGCACAAGCCUCCCAACAACAACAACAACAACAACAACAGCAGCGUGCCACGUGACGGCCGGCCGCCGUACCACCGCCAGAUGUCGGAGCCGCUGGUAGCUCCGCCCCCUCAGGGCUUCAAGCAGGAGCUGGUGGACCCGCGCUGCGCGGAGCACGGCGUCCCCAGUGCGGGGCGGGCGGCGUUCCACCCCAUGGCCGUCAAGCCGGAGCCGCGAGACUACUGCUUCGAUUCUGAAGUGCCGAACUGCCAGUCGUCGUUCGGGAGGAGCUUCUACCAAGGUCACCAUGAAGGUCAAGGUCACCAUGAAGGCUUCUCCUUCGACAGAGACCAGCUGUACUUGGAUGACGCCUGUGUGGUCCCUGAACGACUAGAAGGUAAAAGAUCGAGAGAGAGAGAGAGAGAGAGAAGCAGGAAGUCACAGUCACGCGGCUCUGCAGGUCAGGCAGGAGCCGGUGCCCCCGUGUUCCGGGCGGCCCCGCCCGCCGCGCGGCUCUCCCUGCUGUGGCAGUUCCUCCUGAAUGCUGCUGGCGGACACUUACACUUCAUUCAUGGCUUGGACGCCUGCGGCAUGGAGUUCAAGCUCAUCGAGCCGAUCCUCGCCGUCGUGGCGUUUCCUCAGGUGGCCGGUGAGCGCUACGUGUACAAGUUUGUGUGCGACCCCGAGGCGCUCUUCUCCAUGGCGUUCCCCGACAACCAGCGGCCCAGCCUGAAGGCGGACAGCCUGGACGACGACACGGUGCCCCUCACCCACUACGAGGACGCGGCGCCCUACCUGCAGGACGCCGUGGAGCAGUGCGUGGCCGGCCUGCCCUUCCCGGACGGAUACUAAUAUAUAUAUAUAUAUAUAUAUAUAUAUUCAGAGAUGGGAACUUGCCGAGCCGCCUGGAAGGAAAGCCUGGCGCUCCCCCCCCCUCCCCCGUCCCUGGAAAACCUUCGUGGAACUCUGAAUGAAUGAGGGGGAAGCCGGCGGCGACUCGUCUACUGCGAGAGCGACGGGGUUGUGAAACCGCUGAGGGGGAACUGGACUGCAAAAAAAAGGGGGUGGGGGAGAUUCAAUUCAAUUCAGUUUAUUUGUAUAGCCCAAUUUCACAAAUUACAAAUUUGUCUCGGAGUGCUUUACAAUCUGUACACAUAGACAUCCCUGACCUUUGACCUCACAUCGGACCAGGAAAAACUCCCAAACAACCCUUCAGGGGGAAAAAAGGGAAGAAACCUUCAGGAGAGAACAGAGGAGGAUCCCUCUCCAGGAUGGACAGGACAAUAGAUGUCAUGUGACCAGAAGGACAGAUUUAGAGUUAAAAUACAUUCAAUGAAUAUGACAGAGUGUAUGAAUAGUUCAUAGUAGGCAUAUUCCACGAUGGAGACCUCCACGAUCCAUCAGGCAGAUGGCGGUGGGGAGGAGGAGUGGGCGGAGUCUCAACAGGACAGUGGCGCAGUCAGGAGCAGGAAUUCCACGACCCAGACCUCGAUGAUCCAUCAGGCAGAUAGGAUCUAUGCCGUCUCAUAGGGUCCAAUGACCCCAUGAGACGUGAAGUCACAAGGACUCCGGGGAGAAAGCAGAGUUAGUAACGUGUGAUUGAGAGAUAAAAAUUCAUCCCUAUAGAGAAAAGAGGAGAUAGGUGCUCAGUGCAUCCUAAACGUCCCCCGGCAGCUAUAAGCCUAUAGCAGCAUAUCAAGGGGCUGGACCAGGUGAACCUGAUUCAGCCCUAACUAUAAGCUCUGUCAAAGACAUCGCCACGGAGACCAAACCAAGCGAGGUCACCUAGCCCUCUUUUAUUUAUUUUUUAAGAACCGGCGACGCCCCUCUCUUUAUACGAGAGCCGUCACAUUUCUGAUUUUGUGACGAUCUGCUUUUUCUUAAAAACAAUCAAGUAACCGAGAGCAAAAAUAUGAAAUAUAAAAAAAUAACAAAAUGUUUAACGAGACGCCCAAAGACGCAGCGCGCUUUUCUAUCGUUGCCUUUUUUGGUCCCGCCCCCUCAUGUCGCCACAUCCGAACUACAAGAUCCGUUAAAGGGCUUUAAUUUGCAAAAACGGAAUUUAUAAUAAUAAUUAUUAUUAUUAAACAACGCAUACACAACAUAAUCAAAUAUAGACUUGUUUUUCUUUUUAACGCCGUUGUCCGAGAUGAAGAGCGCUCCGUAUCCUCCGCUUCAAAAUGGCCGCAUAUUCUCCGAGAGGCGUUGAUAAUAUAUUUUUAAAUGUUUUUAAAAAGAGUGUCUCCCCCUAAACGCUCCUUUUUGUUUUAUUUUCAGUUGUUUAUAGUUCGGUCCGGUGCUUGAUGUUCUUGGCAGUGAACUCGUCCCUCUGUGGCGGAGCGUCAGGACGCUGCAUGCAAAGUCAAACAAACUGAAGUGAAGAGCGGCGCCUCUGCAUGACGUCAUCGCUCAAGACUCAACAGAUCGCUUCAACCCACGAGGACGGCAUUUGGGAUAUUCUCCAUUUGGUUUUUUUGUUGCUCAUUAUCUAUGUUUCUGAAUGGGGGGGGGGGGGCAGAGACAAACGUAUAUAAAGUAUAUAUUUUUGCUAUAAGGCUGCAUUUUGUUUUUUGAUUUUAACGUAUAAGCUGUAUAGUUUAGCCUCUGAUGGACAUAAAAACAGAUCCUCUACGACGCCGCCGCUGCGUACUGUUCCUUUAAGAAGUCUCGAGGUGGAUGAGAAGUGUGUGUGUGUGUGGGGGGUCAGCUGACUAGCUGCUGUGGUCGUCUUUGACCCGGUUGAGGUCUCGAGUCACAUGCUUCCUCUUCUGAGUAAAUGAUUUCUCUUUUUAACCCUCUGCGAAUAGAAGAACAACAACAAUCUCAUGUU
Messenger RNA from Pseudoliparis swirei, 3739 nucleotides. RefSeq names its product ETS variant transcription factor 5a (gene etv5a). The record is from RefSeq and is a predicted model, not a curated record. Gene Ontology annotation, molecular function: DNA-binding transcription factor activity. Gene Ontology annotation, cellular component: nucleus. Gene Ontology annotation, biological process: regulation of DNA-templated transcription. The transcript has 13 exons. Lineage: Eukaryota; Metazoa; Chordata; Actinopteri; Perciformes; Liparidae. The coding region runs from base 265 to 1761 and encodes 498 amino acids.